AUGAAUUCGAUUCAAGAAGCGAUUGCAGAAAUCGAAUCGCGCGAUCCAGGAGAACAAUUCUCGUACCAACAAAUUGCUAAAAAGUACAGCGUCAACCGCGUUACGCUGAUGAGACGGCACAAACACGAAACCGAGGACUAUAGCGUACGCAACCAAUCCCUCCACCCAGAACGCGAAGCCGAGCUUGUACGAUAUAUCAAAACGCUUACCGAACAACGUUUGCCACCUACAAGAACAAUAAUACAACAGUUUGCUAGUCAGUUGGCUGGCAAACCGGUCUCCGAAAGCUGGGUUGACCGGUAUCUCCGCCGGCAUCCCAACCAUCUCAUCUCUCGCUCAGGCAAAGCCAUGGCCAAGGAGCGUACAAAAGCUGAUUCAGGGGCUAAG
Alternaria alternata is the source of this 387-nucleotide messenger RNA. RefSeq lists its product as hypothetical. The transcript has a single exon. The annotation marks the transcript as partial. The record is from RefSeq and is a predicted model, not a curated record. NCBI's taxonomy places the organism in Eukaryota, Fungi, Ascomycota, Dothideomycetes, Pleosporales, Pleosporaceae.